AUGGCCGCUCUGGUCCAAACCAUUCCACAGCAAGCCGGCACGAUCACCUUGCUGCAGCCUCGCCCUGCUUCUUCUUCCUCCUCUGCAACCUUCAACUCCUCUGCCCAGCUCCACAACCAGCCUCAGAUGGCCCGGAACCAAAACCACGCCCGGUCUCAAAACGGGGGCUCUGGCUCUGGCUCAGGCUCAGGCUCGGGCUCUACUUCUGCCUCUACCUCUACCGGCUACCGACUCACCCAGCCAGUGGCCCCUUAUGCCUUCACUGCCACGCCCGGGUUGCCUGCAAACUCACAUCGACAGACCCAGACUCAGAGUCAGGCGCAAAACACAAACCAUAACUACCCCGGAACCAUCCCUCCACGUACACACUACGCUACUACUACCACGACUACGACUACUACUGCUGGCUCGGUAUCCAAUUCUUCCUCCUCUAAUUCCUCUCUUCAUUCAUACCCUUCCAAGGAUGACUCUUCCCUCUCCAAACGCCAGAACCCUUCCGAACUGAGUCUACGCCCUGUUUCGGCAAUCGACCUCUCUCCCGCUCCCCCUCAACCCUCAGUCUCGCCCUCACCGGCAAACAAGCCUUCUCCAGACAGAUAUCGCCGUGGCCAGCGCCGUGGGGACCAGACUGCCUCCCCCGCCGCAGCCGUCACUGGUGGUUCAGAGUCUGGCCCGGCUGGCAUGGCCACUGCCCAGACUGCCAAAUCUCUCACCCCGUCUAUAAUCGAUAUACCCAGCAGACCACACCAUGUUCGCGGAUCAAGUGCCGACGCGGCCGUAACUGAUGGCUCUAGUCAUUCGAGUACCGAGCUGGCAAAGCGUUACCGCCGUAGAAGCAUGGGUAGUGUCGAUCCUGCUGGGUUUCUCACCUUUUCCGACUCUCACCCAUCUCCACACGCAAAUGAGAUGGCUCUCUCUGAGUUUCCUCUCAGUGGCACUCCUCCUCCUCCAAACUCCAUGGCAAAGGCUGCUGAUGCCUCUUCUCUCAACUCCUCUUCUGGUUCAGUUAAAUCUGAAAAAGGAGCGGAAACCACCACAACUUCCCAACCGACCAACAUUACAAACACCAACAACACCAGCAACGCUAACAAUGUCAACAACAACAACAACAACAACAAUAAAAAAGCUACGAUGGCUCGUCCCUCUGACACGUCAAAGCGAUCGGGCACCCCUUCUCCUUUGUCGAAACCAGUUAAUAUUGAUGCUGAUGAGACCGUAACGCCUACCACGACCUCAAAAUCUACACCUGACACGAAAAAUCAGCCACCAAAGGUGGCAGAGACUCCCAGCCCGGCUGCAAAACGCCUCAUUGAAAUCUCAAAGAAAGGUCAAGGAAAGGGAGCAAAAUCACGGCUACGGCGUGCACUCUCCUUCAGCAGCGUUGCCGAGCUACGUGGUAUCUCGAACCCUGAACCGACUGUUAGCUCACCUCGCAAACAACAGCUUGAUGAAGAGCUGGGACCUGAGCAAGCUGCUAUUGCGGCCAAGCAGGAAGCCGGUGGGUUGGGCGAGAGUAUCUACUCUGGCCAGGGUAACAUCUUCACCGGCUCCACGGAUAACAUCUCCGUCUCCUCGACCGCCUCGUCCGCAUCCAUCAUGCUCCGCAAAAUGGGCAACGGCGUCAAACGGUCCACUCGUUCCUUGGUCGGCCUCUUCCGACCCAAAUCUGUCUACAACGCCCCCACAGACACGUCUCGGAUCGCCGCACCGGUCCCGCAGGUCUCUAUGGUAACAGUAGAGGCCCAGCGAGAUGUCGCCGGCAAGGGACCACCAGUACUGCCCGAGAUUGGUGCGGGUAACGGUGCGCCUAAGCAAGAGAUUGCAGAGCGUCGUCGGUCGGUCGAGUCAGAUGCCAGCACCGGUGCUGAUCGAAGUGGCAGGAAAAGCAUCUUUGGUGGCGACCAGGAACGUGCUGAAGUCCUGGCCGCAGUUAGAAAGGGCAUUCUGAAAAAAUCAGGCACCAACUCCUCAAACUCCUCUCCCGUCAUCCGCCCCACAACAGAUCUUGCUCCUGUCCCAACUCUCCAGCGUCCCGAAUCCCAGCGUUCUAGCAGCGCUCCAAGCAGCUCCGCAGGUGACCGUCCCCCACGAUCUGGUCACCGACGCACCGACUCCGUCACCAUCGAGGGAGAAGACUACUUCCUCCCCGGCGGCCGCUUCACCACCUCUGGUCAAAGCGCCCCUGGUACCCCACAAUCGACCGCCGGUCGAAAUAUUUCUUUUAGUCCUCGAAUUCAGUUCCACGAUACCUGGCCCAGCGGCGAGAAAUGGAAGUUCACGAAUCUUCCAAGGUCUACACCCACUUCUUUUAAUGAAACUUUCUUUGCAUAUUUGGCGGCGUUCCCUUCUCCAGGACGACGGUCAGGCGUUUCCAAAUCCAAAUCUGUAUCAAAUCUGUCCCUCGUUUUCACUCUCUCCAAAGCCAGUAUCCUCCCUCUCACCACACUACCAGCUGCCCCUUUGUUCUUCACAUUGAUCCUAACCUUACCUGAACUUGAUCCUGAACUUUUUCUUGAACUCAUACUUUUACCGUCUUUGUAA
Molecule: messenger RNA, 2541 nt
Organism: Trichophyton verrucosum HKI 0517
Lineage: Eukaryota; Fungi; Ascomycota; Eurotiomycetes; Onygenales; Arthrodermataceae
Exons: 4
Coding region: 1-2541 (846 amino acids)
Source: RefSeq, a predicted model, not a curated record